This is a messenger RNA of Helicoverpa armigera (cotton bollworm), 5227 nucleotides long. RefSeq names its product toll-like receptor 6. The transcript has a single exon. NCBI's taxonomy places the organism in Eukaryota, Metazoa, Arthropoda, Insecta, Lepidoptera, Noctuidae. The record is from RefSeq and is a predicted model, not a curated record. Gene Ontology annotation, molecular function: protein binding. The coding region runs from base 195 to 4232 and encodes 1345 amino acids. Gene Ontology annotation, cellular component: extracellular matrix.
AGCGCCGCUCAGUCGGUGGGCAGCCGCCGGACGCGCCACACGCCUGUCGCUACCGCGCUGAACCCUGGCAUGCCACGCGAGUCGCGAUGUCACUUCCAACGCGUGAAUAUUUAUGAUGCGAUCGACCAAUUCGCUCCCUCAUAAAUGGCACUGCCGACCUCGAUGCCUCACCGCAGCUCGUAUUUGACCGUAAAAUGCUAAUAAAACAAACUGUCGUGAAAAGACUCGAGAACCGAACUUUUAAUCGAAUCAUAGUGUACGUGUUGUUCUACUGUCAUGCCAUCGAGAGGAACUCCGCGGCCGAAAUGCCGCACGAGUGCGCGUACCGCAGCCUCGAAGCGGAAACGUCGGAGAACGCGGUACUUUUCUGCAAGAUCCGAACCAUAAGCAGUUUGGACCACCUGUUACAAAAUAUCAGUAGGACACAUUUCGACGACGUGAUAUCGUUACACGUCCAGUGCAGUGAAAUUUUGUUUUUCGAAAGCACAUUGACUGCUCACGCGGAAAAGUCAACGGGAAAACAUACAACUCUUUCAAAGCUAAGAGACCUAGUCGUCGAUAAAUGCAAGAUACGACAGAUACCGGCACGUGCUUUUGAGAAUUUCACCGACUUGAAACGUCUGCACGUGACGACUCACAACAGCGAGUGGUCUGCGAUGACAAUGGAGUUGCACGAACAGGCCUUUGCUGGAUUGAACGAGUUAAUCGAACUCGACCUAAGUGACAACAACAUCUGGAGCACUAAGACGGAGACUUUCUGUCCUCUCUACAGUUUGAAAACUUUGAACCUGACUAAUAAUCACUUGCAAAACAUAAAGACUAUUGGUUUCUCCGAUUCACUGAGAGAGCAAAACCUAAGUGUAAGAAGUUGUAAUUUAGUUAUAGAGGUUCUUGAUAUGUCGUAUAAUGACUUAAUUGUUUUAACCGGCAAUAGUUUGUCAAAGUUACGUUCAUUGUCAAAAUUGUUGCUACAAAACAAUGCAAUAUCUACCCUAGAAGACGGUGCCUUUGAAGGAUUGCUCAGUUUGCAGGUUCUAAAUUUAUCAAGUAACUUUUUGAGUGAUAUUCCUCCUGGACUAUUUUCUGACUCUAAAACCUUGAAUGUUAUUAACUUUAGUAAUAACACUAUAAAUACUCUGCCUCCCGGGCUUUUCGAAGGAUUAGAUCAGUUACAAAUAUUGGAUUUAUCGCAUAAUGAACUUACUAGUCAGUGGAUAAAUAAGGGGACAUUUUUAGGAUUACUUCGUAUGGUUAUACUCAAUCUUUCAUAUAAUAAAAUAAAUAGAAUAGAUCGUCACAUGUUCCAAAAUUUGUAUAGUUUGCAGAAAUUAAAUUUAGAGCAUAAUGAAAUUGCUGCUAUAGACGAGCAUGCAUUCGGAGAGUUGCGAAACUUGCACUCCCUUACACUUUCAAACAAUAAACUUGUACACAUUCAUACACACUUGUUCACAGAUUUACACGUCUUGCACGAAUUGUUCUUAGAUAACAAUAAAAUAAAACACAUCGAGGAGAACGCUUUUGAUAAUAUGACAGCCAUUGAGGAUUUAGGUUUAGGUGACAACUUUUUAUCCGCAAUGCCUUCAUCAAUUCGUAAACUGCGAUCGUUAAAAUCCUUAGAUAUUGGUAACAACAACAUCACACAUCUGAAUCGUGAAAAUUUUAGGGGUUUGUCAGAACUUUUUGGUUUACGUCUAGUUGAUAACAAGGUUACAUAUUUGAAUGAAGAUACUUUUGAGCAUUUACCACAACUUCAGUUACUCAACUUAGCGUCUAAUAAAAUUAAACAUGUGGCACCGGGAUGUUUCAGGAAAAAUGAGAAUUUAAAACUCUUGAGAUUGGAUGAUAACGAAAUAUUAAAAAUUGAUGGAAUUUUUAAUACUCUAAAUAGCUUGGUUUGGCUGAAUAUGUCAGCAAAUAAGUUAACCUUUUUUGACUUCAGAAGUUUCCCUUCAACCCUAGAAUGGCUAGAUCUCCAUAAAAAUAAUAUCGAAAACUUUGUUAAUGACGAUAUGUAUUCAAUUAUAAAUAUUAAAUUGUUAGAUUUAAGUUUUAAUAAUAUAAGUCAAAUAACUGUGACAUCAAUACCAAAAUCUGUUGAGAAACUUUAUUUGAACGACAACAAUAUACAAAACAUUCAAGUUGGUUCGUUUUCUAAGCUACAAAGGCUAUCAACUGUAGCGUUAAAUAACAAUAAACUAGUACAACUCGACAUGAACACGUUUAGGUUAGAUCAAAUAGACGAAGAUAGUGAUUUACCAGAGUUCUUUAUAAGCGGAAACCCAUUUGUUUGUGACUGUUCAAUGGAAUGGAUUCAACGCAUUAAUUAUUUGAGUCACAGUCGACAAUACCCGCGCGUGUUAGAUUUAGAUAAAGCCUUUUGUACGCUGGUCCAUUCGCGGGCCAAAGAAAAAAAGACGAUAAUAGACAUGUCACCUUCCGACUUUCUCUGUCCGUACGAGAGCCAUUGUUUUGCUCUGUGUCAUUGUUGUGACUUUGUUGCAUGUGACUGUGAAAUGAUUUGUCCAAAUAACUGUAGAUGCUAUCACGACAUAACUUGGAAUGCGAACGUUGUAGAUUGUUCGUACGCCGGCUAUACCGAAGUGCCCGAACGAAUUCCAAUGGACGCUACCGAAAUAUAUUUAGAUGGAAAUCACAUCAGCCAUCUGGGAAAUCACGUGUUUAUAGGCAAAAAGAAACUCCAAGUUUUAUACUUGAACAACACAAAGUUGAAAGAAGUGAAUAAUCAAACUUUUAAAGGUGUUGAUUCUCUCAGAGUUUUGCAUUUGGAAAAUAAUAAGUUAGUAGAGUUAAAGGGGGAUGAAUUUAUUCAUCUUAAUAAUUUAAAUGAAUUAUAUUUAGAUCACAACGCUAUAGUACAUGUUGCGAAUAAUACAUUUUCCUCUUUGAAGUCACUUUCGGUUCUUAGAAUUGACGAUAAUAAACUCGUCAACUUUUUUCCUUGGAAAUUACUGGCUUCGUCUUCCAAAAGUUUGGCUCACGUUUCUAUUGAAGGGAACCAAUAUUCAUGUGACUGUAAGAGUAUAGCUGAAUUAGAUUCGUGGCUUAGAAGAGAUCCAGGGGACCCCGAGAAAAUGUUGUGUACAGAUACAGAAGGAAAACCAACUAAAAUAACUAUUGCUUCGGUAUUGAGCCAUUGUAAAGAAUAUAUGGGAUCAAUAGGUGACCCGACUGUAUCUAGAGAUGAAAUUGUGUCAAAGUCAAUAUUUCUUCCGGAUAAUUACUUUGCAGUUAUAUGUGGCGUUAUAAUUAUCCUUGUGGUAAUCUUUUUGAUAGGUGCUAUAUUUUAUGCAUUUCGAUAUGAAAUUAGUGACUGGUUGUACACAAAAUAUGGUGUUCCCUUGUUCAAAGAACAAUCUUGUCCAAAUGUCGAUCAUGUGUUGGAAGGUAUUCCGAAUCACAUGUAUGACUACUAUGUGAUAUGCAAUACCAAAGAUACGAAUUUCGUAUAUCAUAACAUAAUGUCAGAAAUAGAGUUCAGGAAAAUGACUUCCAAAAAGUUUUCCCCUAACGAAGCCUCACUAAACAUUCUUACUUUAGACAGCUUCUCGAAAUCCUCAAAAUUAUCUAAGCGACUUAUUAUUGUUCUAACAACGAAUUUUAUUUGCAACGACCUCUGCGACAUCCAUUUCAAAAACAUAUUUUUUAGUUAUUUAAAAUCUCUGAAUCGUAGCGAUAUGAACAAAGUCAUAUUUAUCAAAGUUGUGGAGAACAACCAAAUAAGUGAUGAAUUGUGUUACGUUUUAGAUAAAUACAAGAAUGUAUCUUGGAACGAUCCGCGAUUCUGGGAGCGAUUCAUCGCUUUACUCAAUUCUACAGACACUAUUAUCACAGUAAAAGGCUCCGAGAAGAGCGUAUUCAAGAAGUCGUUACGUCAGACUCCGACAUUGAGAUACACGACAAUGCCGGUCUCAAACGAUAGUUGCUCAAAGCAGAAUUUCACAAAUUCCUUACAGUAUUGUAAGAGGAACGAUGGGGAAUCGUCUCAGAAUGAAAGUUCUCCGUCGUCGGACAACAACACGUACGGGGAAGGGAACAAUUCGAACAAUAGCUACAUGUCGAUCGACAACAGGACUUGUCCUCGGUUUAAUUAUGACCUGAGGCUGUCCCCUAGCAGUGGUCACGUAUAUUCUAGGGUAGAUGAUAUUUCGCCGACUGUUCCGCGCUCUAUAACCGGGAGUGCCUCUAAUAAGGGGCGCACGUACUUUGUUUGAACGUAAUUGUCGGUAUUUGGUUCUCCAAUAAAGUAAGUCUUUCAUUUCAUUUCCUUUGCACUAAAGCUUGCACUUUUAAAAUAUUCAUACACAUUUUGUAAUUAAUUUAUUUAUUGUAAAUACAUUGUUACUUACUGUCGUACAUUUUGUCAAUUUUCACAUACGUAAUAUAAGCAUUACGGGAGUCGAGAUGUUUUACAAGAAUACGAGUAUUUUAAUGAAACAAUAUUUGUACAAAGUUCGUGUGAAAAUGUUGAGUCUGAUUGUGGUAACAUUUUUCAAAUAUUAAAAUUAUUAUUAAUUGUAUUAACAUAGUUUAUUGGAAAUGUGGACAAGCUUCACAGAUCAGUCACUGUAACGCAACACCAAAUAGCUUAAGAUGUUUAACGUAAUUCCCAUACUCACAAUUAUAAAUAUUAAUGUGUAUGGCUGUUUACUUAUUUAUCAUUUAAAAUUGGAUGAGUUAUUAUUUUUUUUUAAUUUAUUGAAAGUAAAUCUAUAGUAAAUUGUCUUUAUUUAUUCCAAAGUAAUUGGUUUAUUAUUUGUUUCUCAUUUUGUAUUACUGAACAAAUAAAUUAUUCUGGUUCUGAAACCUUUGAGUCAAAAUCUAAUAUUUUAUCUUACUGUUAUGUUUUCGUAUCAUCAUUUUGUAUUAAAUAUUAAAAAUAUAUUAUUUGUGAUUGUACGAAAACGUAUAUAGGUAUGUUACACUUAUUAAUGUGCUUACUCAUAAUUAUUAUUGUAACGAAAAUGUAUAUAACAAUAUAUAUGUUUGCAAUGUUAUCGUUUAUUGGCUAUACUUAGAUGUAUCGCUUGAGUACCUAUUUUAAAAUAAUUAAGCUAAAUCGUGAUAUUAGAUUUAAUAAUUAUAAACUUGAAAAUAAAUGUAAUUUUUGGAUUGUAAUUAUUAGUCAUAAUGAAAAUUAUUGUUUUGUAUAAAAAUGUACAAAGAUAUCUUGAAAACGUAAUAAAUUAUACUGACGUUUUGAUACUUA